Macrosteles quadrilineatus (aster leafhopper) is the source of this 2912-nucleotide messenger RNA. RefSeq names its product ELMO domain-containing protein 3-like. Lineage: Eukaryota; Metazoa; Arthropoda; Insecta; Hemiptera; Cicadellidae. The record is from RefSeq and is a predicted model, not a curated record. The transcript has 9 exons. Bases 266 to 1135 code for a protein of 289 amino acids.
UUCUGUUGUUCUAAAGUAAAGAACAUUAACUACCUACCUAGAACUAGAACUGAACUUCUAGUUAGUUAAUGUUCAUGUUGUUGUUGUUAUCGUUAUGGUGUUCGUGUUGUGGUUGUGGCUAUGGAAGAGUUAAUAGGCUUAAUCUGUAGUUGGUUCUAUGUCUGUAGUCUAGACAGUUGACCUAAAGAAAACUGAUAUGCCCUUUGUGCAAUAGACUGGAACUUAAGAAGCACAACGAGACGGAAAUAUAGUAUAAUAUAAACUUAUGGAGGACAAAUUUAGGUCAGGAGAUUUAAAAAACAAAAGUAAUUUGAACCGUAUUUGCAGGCCAUCCUUGGAAGACAUAGGUGAAGAAUGGAACCAAGUCCCAACGUUUGGCUUAAAGGAAAAUGGAAAGGAAACGAAGCCAGUAAAAACUAUGUUAAUUACUGUGGAUGAAGCUUUCUGUUAUUUACGAUCUUCAGAACUUCCUAUUCCCGAACAUCAUUUCAUUGGGCCUGAUAGACUCAAAUGGAGUGACAUGUUUCAUUGGUUGAGAGCACCGCCAAAGUUAGAUUCUGGAUUGAAACCCGAGUAUGAUUUAGUAUUUGCAAUUGCUCAAUGUAGUUUUGACUGGUCAGAUUCAGUUCACUGGCGCAUGGUGCAGACAAUAUACAAACAGCUGACCGGAGCCAAACUCGAUUGCCCUCAGUUUGGCAGUCACUGGCAGGAGAUUGGCUUCCAGGGCUCAGACCCCAGUACAGACUUACGUGGCGUAGGCAUGUUGGGACUGAUGCAGUUUCUCUACCUGGCCACCAACACACCCACUAGACCACUGUCUCUCAAGCUCCACACAGUCGCCAACUCAGAGACACAACCCUUCCCCUUAGCCGUACUCAGUCUCAAUGUCACCAACAUAGCUCUCAACGCUUUACGAGCUGGACGACUUAACAAGGAGUGCAAUGCCAGACAUUCUGUGUUUGAUGUUCUCAAUCUCUUCUACACAGUUGUUAUCAACUAUAUAUACGUCAGGUGGACUGGGGAGCAUAAAUCCCUCAAGGACUCUGGUGUGCUCUUAAAAGAUGCAGAGAGAUAUUGUAACAAGCAUGUCCGGAGAUUGGUUCGUGAGUUACCAACAGCUUUAAGCAAACAUUAAAGAAUAUAGUUGGAUUUCUAAUAAAGUGCCUUCCUUUUUUAUAAGUACAUUCAGUAUGACUUAUCCCAGAACUUAGAAGGCGUUGACGAACAAAAAUACAAACCUAAGGGAAUCUCAAAGCUACAAGUUGCUGACAUUUAACAAAGCAGUUUUGUUGCCAAGCCUUCAUCUACUAGUGUGAUUAUUUAUGGUUUUUAUGGUUGUGAUUUGUGAAAUUAAGUUUAUUUUGAAUAGUAAUAAACCUGUGAUAUGGCUAUUUUAUUGUUAUAACAAUUUGCUUUAACAAUUUUGAUUGUUUUAUAUCACAUUUAUGCAAGUGAUGCUUGGAAUAUGGCCCCAGUACUGCUUUACAUUCACUGUGUAGUAUGCUCAGUUCAUAAGCAAUUUUUAACUUAAAGAGAUGUAUAAUGGAGUAAGAUGCCUUGUGUAGCUUAGCCACUCACUGCCUACAACCAGCUGAUUCUAACUGGUUCUCUGACGACCGAGCCAAUAACGCUAGGCAUUUUUUACAGUCGCAAAAUUGUUUUUUUUUCAUUUAAAAAGGUAUAAAAAAUGUAUUAUUUUGUUUUAAGGCGGGCUUACACACUACAAUGAAGCAUAACGACUUUUGUCAGCAAAGACAAAUCGUUGCAAGCAAAUCGGAACAUGUAAACCACAAGACACAAUUCCUCCAUGUCUGUUCCGAUUUGUCUUGUCAGAAUUAGAGUCGGAUUGAAAGGUUGGUGCAAAACUCCAUCAAUUUCUUGAGGACGUACCGACAGGUUGGUGCGUAUAAACGGCUACUCAAACGAAUCGUUGACCAGACGCUCAUCUCAAAGAUGGAAGCGGAGCGUUUGUAAAAGACAAAACGUCUAAACAGCACGGCCCAACAUCCGACAAAACACAGUGAUUUGUCGUUGCAGAAAAGUUAUAUGUUUUAUCGUAAUGUGUAAACACGCCUUAAAACAAAAUAAUACAUUUUUUGUAUCUUUUUAAAUGAAAAGAAACAAUUUUGCAAGCUUCUUUCCAUAAAUCGGAAAUCAUCAGUUCUAUGUUUGAUUCAAUUUUACAACUCAAAAGAAACAAUUUUGCUUGAUUCUAUUGAUCAAUCAGAAAUGUCUACUUCAAUUAGUUUGUACCAUAAAUUUUUGUCAGAGUACACUGUCAUCAAUUAAUUAGUGUAUUAUAAGGUACAUACCUUUACAUUUAGUUCAACAAAGUAGCGUUCAAAAUCACAACAUGUUAGAGUCUGCCUCCGUACCGCGACGGGUUAAUAGUAGGCCCACUUUGAAAUGAUUUUUGUUAUGUCGUAUGUGUGUAUUUAUUUAAAUUUAAUUGACAAGUCUGAUAUUUUAGUGAAACAUUUCUUGAAAAGGAGAUCACUUGUGUCUGAAUAGGUGAAAAAUGUUGUGAGUUUGACUACUACUUUGUUGAACUGUUGACAUGAAGGUAUGAACAUAGGCCUACUUUAAUAAUCUAAUUAAACAGUUAAUUAAGUUAGUUAUUUUAAUUUUUGAUGGAUGCCACAAUAUUACUAUUAUUAGCAAUAAUUUAGCAAGAAAGAUGCAGGGGAGUUACCUUUCUCUAUGACGUCAGAAGAUUAAUUUGCAUAGGAAUUGGUAUAACAUUUGAAUUGUUUUCUGAAUGAGUUAUAACAGUUAGGUAUAAAAACCUAAAUUUAUCUAGUCACAAAUAAAAUCUGUUAUUUAUUUACAAUAAGCUUAAUUAAUUGUAUCUGUGUCCGUUUUUGUAUUGAUUGUGAUGUGAUGUAAUGUUUUGAAAUAAACACUUUGCUAUA